UUUAGGCGCAUGAAUGGUUAAGACUCUUCACUCAGUGACACUGUAUGUGAAUGUGGAAUUUUUAUGAAGGUAACGGUCUCUUUCUUUAAAAAUCUGAUUUAUUUAGAAGGUACUUUUAAAUGACCAAGUAAUUUUAACCUUCAGGGAGAGAUUGGAAGGGGGGAGGUGAGUAAAGAAGGCUUGGAUCUCUGCAAGGGUUUGAAAAUUCACAUUCCCUUUAAUGAUUAAACUGGCAGGAUCUUUAUUUGGAUGUUAAAAGCUUUUUCUUACAUUGCAAACAUUCUCAGCAAAUUUACAGUCAGAUAUUUGGAAACAGCUAACACUUAAAACAAAAAAGGAGGAGGAGGGCCUGUUUGAACUAGGGAAUAAAAUUAGUGGGAAUGGCUAAAAAGACAGGACUGACCCCAACACCAUUAGCUGGGGAAAAAAAAUUCCAUUUCAUUGCAACUAUGUUAUUGUUUACUUUACCAUACACAUCCUAAUAUGGUUACCUCCCUGUCAGAGGCAGCCAAGCCCAGGGGUUGAGAGGCCCCCUCCGGGAGAAACCUCCUAACUGCCUCUCAGACAAUAAGAAACAAACGGUCCAACUCCACAAAAGGCUUCCCGGAAAAUUAGUGUCAAAUAAAUCCUACAGAACUCUCGCUUCUGCCACUAAGCUCUAUAUAUGCAAACCUGUUUUUAUGCCAUCGCUGCCCAGGCUGAACUGCGUUUGUUUGGAAAUAAGCCACUGCAUUUUCUUUUUCCUUUUUUUUUUUUUUUUUUUUUCCUCUCUCACUUCAUCUGAGGGCUCUGGAUUAAUUCCUUGAGACAUAUCUUUGCAUACAUGUCUCAUGAGUUAUGUUUCCUGGAGCCUUUUACUAGGAACAUUAAGGUCUUUGAGUCAUGAUGCAAGAGUCUGGGACUGAGACAAAAAGUAAUGGUUCAGCCAUCCAGAAUGGGUCGAGCAGCGGCAACCACUUACUAGAGUGCAGCGGUCUUCGGGAAGGGCGCUCCAACGGGGAGACGCCAGCUGUGGACGUGGGGGUGGCCGAGCUCGCACACGUGCAGCAGCAGCAACAGCAGCAGCAGCAGCAGCAGCAGCAGCAGCAGCAGCAGCAGGUACUGUUCUCCCGCGUGAGCCAAGCUGGAGGGUGGCGGAUGCGGAUUCCCUGCUUUGUUUUACACUUGCCCUCCACAAAUGUUCUCUGUUCACCUGUAUCUGGCUGUAAGCAGCAUCUUUUGAGUCCACUGCAGGAUGUUUGCGUGGCUGCUUAAAGACACUCAUCUCAAGCCCUUGGGAAUUCCAAAUCUUGGAAAACCCCUUUUGGGGAGCUGUUGUUGGGAAUGACAUUGAGUGGAUUUCUGACCACUCCCUCUCAGCUGCCGGUGGGACAGACUGAAACUCUAGUUGUCUUAAAAGUAACCUUUGGAAAUAACCUUUCCCUAUGCUUUAAUUUAAAAAACAACCAAACAAAGAACAGAUUUACUAAGUGUUAAGAAUGAGGAAACAAAAUAAGGGAUAAGGGAUUAAAGAAAAAUAAGGGAUAUGAGAGAGAAAAGAGUAGACCAACAAGGAAAGUAGAAAGACAUAAAUGCAGUCAGAGUUGGGUAUCAAGCAAAACAUCAACAGCACAGACAUCAGUGGAAGAAUUGCUUCCUGCUACCUGAAUUUAGGGAAGUGGGUCAUGCGGUGUUUCUUGUAUACAUAUGAAUGUUGGUACCUGGCUAAGUUUUAUUAAUGUUUUCUUUUUUAAAGAUUUAUUUUAUUUAUACAAGAGCUGAGGUAUAGGCCAGAGGUGAGUGGAUUCACCAGAGACAGAGCAGGGAGCAGAACAGACAGAAGGACCGAAAGCACUGCUGAGGGGAGCAGCGGGAGAGACAGGAGAGGUCUGCCGUGCCAUGUGGGUAUCUUCAGGGCCGGCUGGGAAUCGAACCCACACUGCAGAGUCUGUGGGCAGCUUCACAGCGCUGUACUCUACCUGCUGCGCCACCGGGGAGGUCCUCUUUUCUUUAAAAAAGAUUUAUUUAUAUAAGCACUGAGUAAAAUCAGAAGUGUGGGAGGGUGAGAGAAUUCACCAGAGCCAGAGCGGGGAGCAGAACAGGCAGACUGAUGAAGUACACUGCUGAGGGGAGCAGUGGGCAUGGCAGGAGAGGUCUGCGCACCAUGUGGGACCCUCGCCUUGCCGGUGGCCAGGGAUCGAACCAGCACUGCAGAGGCUGUGGGCAGCUUCACAGCCCAGUGCUCAACCGCUGUGCCACCCGGGAGGCCCGAGGCCCUCUAUUAAUGUUUUAAAUGCCCUCUUAUUGGUGGCUCCCCAAUAUGCAUAUAAAGGUGGGAUGUCCCCUUCCCUCCUACAUUCUAAGUAUGUGAGUACAUGUGAGUGAUUGGUAAAAAGAUUUCCAAAUGCUAAAGAUGAUUCCAGUUGUUGAUGAAAAUUUAAAUGAAUAGCAUUUCCUGAAAGACAUUAUUUUUGCAAUCAUAAAGUUUUUAUUAGCUUUUGUUAAUGAUAAUGGAUAGGUUUUGCUUCAUGGUAGUUUUCACUAUAUUUGUUCAAUACCUAAUUAUGGUGCCAUUUGGAAAAAGGUGAAAAAAGAUGGCUCUUUAGACCUUUCUGAAUGAUACAGAUAGGUUGGGGGCUGAGGGAUGAAAAAGGCAAACCUUUUCUCACACCAUUUUCUUGAAAUCUGAUUCAGAGAAACAAAGGGAAUCCCUUCUUAUGUUAGGGAUAUACCUUUUGAAGGGGCUAAAGCAUGUUUUCUUCUUGUUAAGAAUUUUUUUAAAUGAAAAGGGUCAUUAGAUAUUUAAUUUGUUAGAAGUUGGUAGACCCAGUUUGAGACUGUGGAACCUGUUGGGGGAAAGAUACAAAAGAAUGAAAAGGAAAAUAACUGUAAGACCAGCCAAGGUCUUAAUUCUUAAGUGAUUUGACCCAUUUUUGUUGGCAGCUCAAACCUGUUUGUGCCUAUACCUUGGGUAUCUUGUCACUGGAAUUUACUAUGUAAAUUAUAUAUAAAGUCUGUGCAUUUAAUUAGUGCGAAUGGCCCAAUUCUAACCAGUGAGAUUGCUAGUGAAGAUGCUAGAAGGGUAUUCACGUAUUUGUGCUAACAUAUGUUUAUAUGCUAACAUAUGUUCAUGUGGUGUUUUCAGAUAUUUAUGGUUAUAUGGAGAAUAAAUAGUUCGUAUUUUGGACUGCCAUUUUCUAUGCCCCUACUAUAUAGAGGUCAAGGCCGAUUAUUUCCUUAAUGAAUAGUUGAGGUGGUACCAUUAACAUAUGUGGUAUGAACCCCAAGUAAUUAUUAGUAUUUAGAGUACACUGACUAAAUGGGAAAUUGACUUCUUCUGAAUUUUAUUUGAAGAACUGAAAAUGAUUGACUAUCUCAAGUAGUAAACCCAUCAAAAACUUUAUAUAUGUAUAUAUAUAACAUCAAUACACAUAGAUACACUCACCUCUAACUCCAAGAAUAGCAACAGCAAUGGCUGCACAGAAAAAAGUUAUAAACAUGCAUUUUAAACAUCUUUAAAAACAAAAUGAGUUAUUUACUUCUUUCCCCUCUACUGUUACCACUUUGGAAAACUUGUUGUUAUGGGCUAUUGAUAUAUUGAUAUAUUGAUACAACCUUUUGGUUGUAUUUUGCAACUCACUUUUAAUAUUGUUUUUAACAAUUUUCUUUCUAUUUGCCUUUAAUAUAUUUUGGAAAGAAAGAAAGCAGUUGGUCUAUGGUUGUGGCUAAAAUCCCACUUAUUGUGGUUGGCAGGCCUCUUAGGUCUUUUAAAAUAAAAUACCGACAGCUGUUUGACUCCCCUAAGUGUAUGAUGAUGCUCUCAACAGGUUGUUGGGGGAAAAGGAAAUCUGUAGAUGAAAUAAGAAAAAGCUGCAGGCUUGUAAAAGUUUCACAGCACUAGAGUUUUAGUCCAGACUGAAAAAAUACAACAACUAAACAGUUUGGAGAAAUCAGAGUCAACAGGAUGGUCUUGGGUGUUUUCGUCAUUUUUAUUCUACAGGUUUUUACUUGAAGUGAGAAUACCAGCAGUGAGAAAAUCACAGCCAUGCUGAAUUCAUUACUGCGGUAGUCACACAAAACCACGGAUAAAAUUUCAAUAACUGCAGGCCACAGUUGAGUAAACAGUUGCACUGAAAUUUAAUUCCUGUUGACUUUUCCCCCAUUCCUCGCCAGGGGCACAUUCUGAUUCUGUAGUACAAAGACAACAGGGGUUACAGCUUUGAUUAAUGUAGGAUAGUAGAAGAGAAUUAGAACUGUAAAAUAUGUUAGAAGUCCAUGGAACAAAAAGAUUUGGCUUAAAAGGGCUUGGUACAAAAAUGAGUUAAUUAUACUGAAUGUUAUAGAACUUUCCAGUUGCACCACUAUAAUCAUCGAUGACACAGGGAGAACUUUUACCUAGCAUCAGGAUUUAAAAUAAAUAAAUGCAAAUCUGUCCAUGUUUGAUCCAUAUUACCAGUGAUAAUUACAAAUGUUAGCAAAUUCCCUUUCAGAAUGACAAGUCCUCACAAACAUUUACAGUAGUGUGUGACUUCUGUGCUGGGUUUGGUCAACGGAAUGGACAAAUUGGAUCCAAACAGAAUUGUUGAAAAAAUUACUUAGUUGAAACAGCCUAGAAAGAUGGGGGAAUCUUGCCUUUUCAUUUUUCUUGGAAAAAACAGAAGAUCUGGUAACCCUGGGCCGAUAAUCCUGCAAAGGUACUGAUUGAUGUGUGAUGAAUUACUGCUUAAUUCAAGGAGUCUGUAGCCCUCCAGUCUCCUCUAGCUCCCACCCAGCAGUGUAGCUCACUUGAGCCCUUUGGGCAGUGGAGUUGGCGAUUCUGGUCUGGAAAGUGCCAUCAUCACUCAGAAGCCAUCAGCCAAGGGAGAGGUGCUGCCAUUAGCUGGAGGAUUCCGCCAACACACUCACAAACCGUCUUCCUUCUUCAAAACUAAAUGUAUUAUCUUUGUAAUGUUUCAACUCUACUUAUAUCUGGGCCAUGAAACUAUUAUAACAAUAGUUUCCUAAUGAUAUAAUUUGAUAGAGUUUCCGAACAUUUUCUUUUAGCCUUUGAGUAAUUCUCUAUCCGAUACCAUAACCGCUUUUUAGUUCCUAUUAUGCCUGUCCCAUUUCAAGGUCUGUAAAAGUUCUGUAUUGGAUAUGCACUACUCCAUUAUAAAGCUCAGCAACAAAUACUA
This is a messenger RNA of Talpa occidentalis (Iberian mole), 5153 nucleotides long. Its product is annotated as forkhead box protein P1-like. NCBI's taxonomy places the organism in Eukaryota, Metazoa, Chordata, Mammalia, Eulipotyphla, Talpidae. The record is from RefSeq and is a predicted model, not a curated record. The coding region runs from base 883 to 1254 and encodes 123 amino acids. The transcript has 2 exons.